AUGGAAUUUAACGAAAAUGAUCUAUAUUAUAGUAAUAAUUCAAACGAUUUAAAUUCCAAAAAACUUGAAACUCAAUUACAGAAAGCAUCAUCAUUGAAAAAACAUAUUAACCAGAAGAAAAACGAAAAUAAGUCAUUUUCUGAAUCUAAGCUACAGAAUUUAAACAUAAAAAAUAGAAAUGGAGAUAAAAUAAAAAAUCUUAAAUCAAAAAACUUAACAUUAAUAAAAGAUAUUUUACCUAAGAAUUCAAAGCAAUCCAUUAAUAACAAAAAUAAACAUCAUUUAAAUACAAAAAAACAAUAUUUGUCAGGAAACUUAAAUCAAAAAAUUUCCUUUAAUACAAAAUAUACACAAUCAUCCUUCGAACUAAAAAAAUCUCCAAAUAAUAAUAUAUUAAUAGAAUCACCAAAAACUCCAAACAAAAAUAGUAAAAAUGUAUUAGAUUUUUCAAAAGAUCAAUCUCAUAAAAAUAAUACAUGGAAUUUUCUUGAUGAUUUUGAUAACUCUCCUUUAAGAACACCAAGAAGUAAACAAAGAAUUAUAGAUUCAUUAGAACGUGACAAACUAAAGUCUCCAUCGUGCGUAGAGACACCUAAAUCAAAAGCAGUGUCUAUCAAACUAUCUAGUCCUUUAUCAAUGAAUGAAGAUUCUAAACCAUUGAAGAUACACCAAAACAUAUAUAUAUAUAAUGACUUAGUAAAUACAUCAGAUAUUCAAAAUACAUAUGCAAAACAAAGAAGUUUCAUUGCAGAACCAGUAGAUGAUAUGGAAAACAUUUUCUCUUCAUAUAGUAUUGAUUUAAAAAACCAUUUAAAUAAUAAACUAAAUUCACAAAAUUCUGAAACAUAUAACUUAAAUAUAAAAAACAUUCAUGAACUUCGAAAUUCAGGAAUUAAUAAAAAAUAUCUUGACGAAAUACAAUAUUUAAUAGAUGGGUUAAAUAAAUGCAAUACAUUGAAACUCAGACAAUCAUGUUAUAUAGAACUAGCAAAAAAGAUGAAUGAAACGGAAUUCUCGAGAAAUUUUAAAUCUGGAAAUUUUUAUCAUCAACUUCUUGAAAAUUUUGAAAAAGAUACAAAUAUAGAUAAAAAAUACGCAUAUGCUCUUAUAUCAGAUGAUAUUACAUUUGAAAUUAUCUUUUUAGGACUUUCAUAUGAUAAAGACAUAAUCGAGUUAUAUAAAUCAGAAAACCAUAAAACGUGUAAAUACAUACAUGAUUCACUUAUCGAUUUAGUGGAAACAGUAAAAUCUAGUAAUCUACACAUUGACUAUAAUAUAGAGUCAUCAUGUUACUUUUUUUCUAUUAAUGCAAUCAAAAGUAUUACUUUUUUAUCAACAUGGAAAACAUCAAAUCACCUUGAGAAAAUGGCAUCUUUUGACUGUAUUUCGGUUUUUUAUGAUAUUAUUGAUAAAAUAUGUAAAAAAAACAUAAAUGAACAAAUUUAUAUUAUAGAGAUUAUUAUAAAUUCAAUAGAACAUUAUAGUCUUGUCAUGAAUUCAGAUAUUCAUAUAAAAAAAAUAUCAAUUAUUAUUACAUUACUUAUUAGCGACUUAUUUAAUAACUCUGAAAAAAAAUAUAAGUCACGCAUUUUUCAAUCAUCUCUUCGUCUAUUAAUCAAUCUUACUAAUAACAAUCCCUCUAUUUGUGAUGAAGUGGCUCAUUCAAAAUUUAUACAAAUCCUAAUUGAUACCAUAAUAUCAAGAAAAGAUUUUUCAGAUCCAAACCAAUCUUCAGACAAUACUUUGUUAACUCUAGGGCUUCUAAUCAAUAUAAUAGAAAAAGGAUCAAAAAUUAAUCAUAUUUUAAAACAAUAUGAUACAAAAAAUACACUCUUAGGGUUAGUUACUGUUGAUCAAUUAAUAAAUACAUUUAAUGAAUGGAAAGAUUAUUCUUAUAAUACAGAAAAUAAUGUUGCUACAGGAUAUUUAGCAAUAUUGUUAACACAUUUAUCCCUAAAAAACAGCAAUUCUGAAGAUAAUUUUUUAUCAAAAUAUAUUCGAAAAAAAUUACCUAAUAAUUCAUACAAUAUUAUCAUUAAAUUCCUACAAGAAUUUGCACAAUUUAACAUGAAAAUAGAAGAAGCGGCAGGGACUUUUGGAAUAAAACCAUCUGGAGUAGCAGAUGAAAUACAAAGAAUAUCAGAAAUUUUGUAUGACCUUGAAUCAAAAUUAAUUAUGCGUGAAUAA
Pneumocystis jirovecii RU7 is the source of this 2187-nucleotide messenger RNA. RefSeq lists its product as uncharacterized. NCBI's taxonomy places the organism in Eukaryota, Fungi, Ascomycota, Pneumocystomycetes, Pneumocystales, Pneumocystaceae. The transcript is spliced from 9 exons. Bases 1 to 2187 code for a protein of 728 amino acids. The record is from RefSeq and is a predicted model, not a curated record. Gene Ontology annotation, biological process: regulation of chromosome condensation.